GUCGCGUCUACACGUUCCCUACGGACGCUGGCGCAGCACGGAGGAACCACGAAAAAUGAAGUUGUACCUAAAAGAACGCACCGUGAUGAUGGUCACCUGAAGAUGAUCAUAUCGACUUCUUCAUCGUUCACCGCCACGUCAAAGUUGCAAGCAAAUGCCGCUGGUGGUGGUGCAGGAGGAGCUGGAGCUCCAGCUCCAGCACCGAGCAAGACGAAGACCGCAAAUUUGAUCCGCCUGACGUCCCUGAUGGCGGAGCGCAAACUGUGUGCGCGGCAGGAGGCAAACGAGUUUUUGCGGAAGGGGAUGGUGAAAGUGAACGGAGUAUCAAAUGCAAAAGUGUCUGGGUCUGGAAGAUUGUGAGAUUUGUCAUGCUUGUCUGGCAUGACCAAAAAGUUUAAGUUUGUGAUGCGUGUCCAAGAAGAGACCCUUUUGCCUGUCAUGCAAAAACGCAGUUUGUCAUGGUAAAAACGCAACACAAAGAAGCGCAGAUAUUUUUCAUGCCUGGCUGUGCAUUAGUUACCGAGUAUUCAUUAUUCCCAACGCAGCAUUACAAGUUUCCAGACCCAGACAUUUUUGCAAUCCAUACGGAAAAAUUCUUCACAAAGAGGAGAUUUUUCAGCAACAAUUGCUUUUUGAUCCGACAAAAACCGUCGUCGAGUUGACGGACCGGGUAUCCACAGAAAAAGAUCCAUCCACAUCCAAUUUGUCAUGCAAAACGCGUAUCAAAUGACGUGUUUGUCAUGCAAGAAAUGGAUGUGGAUGGGUUUUUUCCUGUGGAUACCGGGGGAGAUGCAUCCAGGAAAACAAAGUCACGGUGUUGCUGAAUAAGCCAAAGCACUACGCGUGCAUAGGGAAUAAAAUUAGUACAAGUGACGCCUCGAGUGCCUUGAAGCAAGGCUCAUCGGAGCUGAAGAGGGCAUCUUCACGGAAUAAAUCAAGGGAUAACGCUACUACGCCUGCGCUGUCCCAUCCCUCAGCCAGGAGUCUCUUAACACCGGCUAAUUGCAUGGCAGCUUCCUAUCGUACAUCAAGUCGCGGUGCAGCUGCACAAUCUGCUUUCGCUGCAACUAGAGCAUCAGCAUCGUCUAGCUCCGGUGUCUAUGCAAUGUAAAUUUCCUGUACAUGUACAAAAUGCAUGACAAAUUUCGCUAACUUGCAGUGUCCAACUUGUCAUGCUACACUAGGAUUGAAGGCAAGUUUUGUCAUGCAGAGACUGCAUUUGUACAUGUACAGGAAAUUUACUGUGGAUAGUGUCGUGUACGCGAACAAGCUGCCGCAGAAGUUGGUAUCCAGUGCAAAAGUAUCGUACUCGUACUAAUCGCAAUUAGGCAUGACAAAUCUUGCUUUUAAGGCAAAACAGCAUGACAAGUUCCAGUUUUCAUGCUGAGCAAAUUUGUAAUGCCAUUCAUACUAGUACGAUACUUUUGCAAUGCAUAGUUGGUCGCGAUAGACGAUUUACCCCCGCACUACUCGGGGCUGAUGCUGUUUACGCAGGACGGAAGGAUAGUGUCGCACGUGCUGGGUACAACUGCUAGUACAUCCACACCAUCAACAUCAGCUUACACAUCAUCUUCAUCAAGCCAUCGUGCAGGAGCAGCGUCGUCUCCUUCUACAGGAGUACGAGUAGGAGCAGGUCGCGGUGCCGAAAUAACACAACCGCCUGAAGCGUCGCGUCCCACCAUUGAUGAGGAGGAGCAGCAGAGUUGUACAGGCGUCGCAAGCGCAUCCAGGAAGGCCGGCCUCAACACCGCCGAACCUGUAGAUGAAGACGACGAGAAGAUGAUACAGAAGGCAACUUCGGACGCAGAGGCUGAAGGGGAUUGUUCAUCCUUCGAUGAUUUGUUCUUCUUUGGCUCAGGCGAAGCAGAGAAACAGAGUGGGACCUCAUCCACGGACACGGUUGAUGCCUCCUGUUCUCAGGAAAACUCCGCAAGCAAUGGGGAUACUGUCAAAAGCAGUAUAAUGGCAAACUGGGGGGACGAACGCCAGGGUUCCUCGCCUUCGCCGCAGCAGGAGCAGCAGAAUAUCUCAGCGGCAACAUCUUUCUUGCUCGGUAUUGAAAAAGAGUACGAAAUCGAAUGCGAGCCUUUGCCUGGAGCGAGGAUUGGGAAGAACAAGGUAAACAAGAGCUGCGCAAGAAAUCACGAAGGCAAACCCUCCUCACACAAAUUCGCACCGGACCUCCUGACCCGUAGUUUCGAUCUUCUCCAGCACCUAGUCCUUGCGUCGCAAAACAAAGCUGGUGGAAGUGCAGCUGCCGCGGCACGCACGGUUGUUUUCAGCAACCUGCAACGAAUUGACAGUGGCGCUGGGCACCAUCACGAAGACACUAGUGUGGAAAUGCUUUCUGAAGAUGAGGAUGAACUAUCUUCAGAAUCCGAUGCUGAAGCUAGUAACGGGACCACUCCAGCAAGACUUCAAACCAUGAAAAUCUUACUGACCAUGCAGGAAACGCAAACGAGUCAGCGGUCCUGCCCGCUUGCAGUUUUGCUGGCGAAGGCUGGAUUGCAAACUGUCGAGGCAAGAAGGGUGAGGAUCGGAAAUUUGAGUUUGCAUCAAGGUAGAAGUGCCGCCUCAUCAACAACAGGCAGCAGAUCUACGCCGAUGAGAGGAUUAGCGCUUGCUGAAGGGACAUGGAUGAAACUGACAGAUGUGAAGCACGAGCUGGAGCUAGAUUUUUGAAGUACUAGUCAAAAAUGACAAGCACAAGAAAGAACGCAAGAGGACUUCUGCAAACGAGGAGCAUGAAAAGAUCUUUGUCUCCUUGCAGUAAGCACAGUGUGAAGUUAU
This is a messenger RNA of Amoebophrya sp. A120, 2790 nucleotides long. The record is from the annotation of a GenBank genome assembly. NCBI's taxonomy places the organism in Eukaryota, Dinophyceae, Syndiniales, Amoebophryaceae.